AUUUUUUUAUAUAAUUAAAAAAAGAAAUCAAUGGCUACAACAAAGGUAAAAAAGUAAAAGAAAGUUGAGGAGGUAGAAUAGGUUUAAGAUGAGGAAGUGAUAAAAUCUAGUCAUUAGGGAGCUAAAUUAGAUACUUAAAAUUGGCCUUUGUUAUUAAAGAAUUAUGAAAAGAUGAACAUAUUGACCUCACAUUAUACACCAAUUCCAAGUGGAUCAGUAAGGAUAGAAAAUAUAUAAAUUAGACUCCAUUAAAGAGAGCUUUAGUAGAGCAUUUGAAGUAUGGAGUGAUAAAUUUGGAUAAGCCAUCAAAUCCAUCAUCUCAUGAAGUUGUAUCAUGGAUUAAGAGAAUAUUGAAAGUUGAAAAAACAGGUCAUUCAGGGACAUUAGAUCCAAAAGUAACAGGAGCAUUGAUAGUAUGUCUAAAUAGAGCAACAAGACUGGUAAAGGCAUAAUAAUCAGCUGGUAAGGAGUACGUAGGAAUAAUAAGGUAAAUAUUUAAAUUAUCAUAAUAGAUUACAUGAUGCAAUAUCAUCAGCAGCUAAAUUAGAAAAGGCUAUAUAAGAUUUAACAGGUGCUGUAUUUUAGAAACCACCUGCAAUAUCAGCAGUGAAAAGAGAAUUGAGAGUAAGAACAAUAUAUGAGAGUAAAUUGUUUGAAUAUGAUCCUGAAAAAAGAUUAGGAAUAUUUUGGAUGAGUUGUGAAGCAGGUACAUAUGUAAGAACACUAUGUGUACAUUUGGGUUUAUUAUUGGGAGUAGGAGGUCAUAUGGAAGAAUUAAGAAGAGUUAGAUCAGGUAUUUUAGAUGAAAAUAAAUAUAUGGUAAGUAUGCAUGAUGUUUUGGAUGCAUAAUAUAGAUAUGAUAAAUUUAAAGAUGAAUCAUAUUUAAGACAUGUUGUUAUUCCUUUAGAAGUUUUAUUAACAAAUUUUAAAAGAGUUGUAGUAAAAGAUUCAACUGUUAAUGCUAUUUGUUAUGGAGCAAAGUUAAUGGUACCAGGUGUCUUAAGAUUUGAUGAUAAAAUUGAUAUUGGAGAUGAAAUUGUUUUAAUUACAACUAAAGGAGAAGCAAUAGCUGUUGCAAUAGCGUAUAUUAUUAUAUAUUAUUAUCAUUAUAGUUAAAUGACUACUGCUGAAAUAGCAUCAUGUGAUCAUGGAGUUGUUUGUAAAUCUAAAAGAGUUAUCAUGGAUAGAGAAACAUAUCCCAGAAAGUAUUCUAAUUAUUUUAUUAUUUUAGAUGGGGUACUGGACCUAGAGCACUUAGAAAGAAAGCUCUUAUUAAAGAAGGAUUACUUGAUUCACAUGGUAAACCUAAUGCCAAUACUCCUUAAGAUUGGUAGUAAUUCUAUGUUUCAGAAGUUAAUAAUAAUAUCCUUAAAGAAUAACCAUAACCUGAAAUUUAAUAAGCAGAAGAAGAAUAAGUACCUGAAGUUGUUGAAAAACCUAAAAAAAAGAAAAAGUAAGUGGUUCAAGAAGAGGAAGAAUGAUUUAUUAUGUUUAACAAUAUAUCAAUACAUCAUAUUUAAUGAAG
Paramecium sonneborni is the source of this 1525-nucleotide messenger RNA. The record is from the annotation of a GenBank genome assembly. Lineage: Eukaryota; Ciliophora; Oligohymenophorea; Peniculida; Parameciidae.